AUCUAGGAAAAAUAGUUAGGCUAUCUUCUCAGAUGGCGCGGAUAGGUUUGUCCACAGCACUAUAGAAAAAAAUAGAAACAUUUCUAGCAGUAUUCAUGACUUUUCUCUAAUAAUUAUUCAAACAGCGUCCACAUAUUUUCAUUAAAAAGAUUAAAAGCAUUUUCCCCUCGAGUUUUGGGGCAUUAAAUGGAGGAGAAGAAGGAAGACGGAGACUCGGAGAUACAGGAACACGGACCCGAGCACUGGUUCUCAAAAUGGGAGCGGCAGUGUUUGGCCGAAGCGGAGCAGAGAGAGCUGAGCGAGGAAGAGGCCGACAAUGAUCAGGACAAACUGUGGCAUCUCUUCCAGAACUCCGCCACUGCAGUGGCACAAUUAUACAAAGAUAGGGUAUGCCAUCAGCAGGGUCUGUCCUUAUGGGUGCCAUUUCAGAAUGCUGCUACAGCAGUCACUAACCUUUACAAAGAGAGUGCAGAGGCCCAUCAGAGAAGUUUUGAGCGAGGUGUCCAGAUAGGCCACCAGCGGCGUAAUAAGGACAUGUUGGCCUGGGUGAAAAAACGCAGGAGAACCAUCCGCAGGGAGGACCUCAUCAGCUUCCUUUGUGGUAAAGCACCACCACACAGAAGCAGCAGGACCAGCUCCCGCCUGGCCAUGGUGGCCCCCAGCCGGGCGAACUCGCCAGCCGAGACUGGCUCAUCUGUGGAAGCAGACCUCCAACCCUUCAGGGAGGCCAUAGCACUGCAUGGUCUGAGUGGGGCCAUGGCUAGUAUCAGUGUGCGUUCUGGGGCUCCAGGUUCUCCGACACACGUAAGCGGGAGCAGCAGUAACGCCGGCGGCGGCGGCGGCGGCAGUGGAGGCGGCUCCUCGGGCUCCGGGCCGGUGUGCCGCAGCAGGCGCAACGGGCUCCAGGAUGUGGACCUGAACACUUUUAUCUCAGAGGAGAUGGCACUGCACCUGGACUCCACAGGCUCCGGCUCCACGGCGGGGGCCAGGAAACGGAACUCCACCCAGUGCAGUGACGUCAUCACAGACUCCCCGACGCACAAACGCAACAGGAUGAUCUGACCGGCCCAUGUGUGAGGGGUGGGGUGGCGGGGGGGCGGGGUGACCUUCAAUGCCAAGUCCAAGACUUGAAAGGCUGACGGAAAGGCUGAUGUGGUACAGAUGUGCCGACAGGCAUCCGGAUGCAUGGGCUGAAAACGAGGGCUUGAAGGCUCUCGGCCGUGUCGCUCUGCCCAGUGAAUUCUGUUCCUUGUCUCCUUUCCCAACACUUAAGUACAAAUCACUCAACCACAAUCAGAACGAUGUGUGCAUAUGCGUGAGUGUGUGACUGGGAAGUUUGGACAAAAAUCACACAUUCCUCGUGCCGUGCUCACCCCGGAAAGGAGACAAUGAAGAAAUGAAGUGAUUCUAGGCUACCGGCAGUUCUCAACGAGUGAAGCGGGCCGCGCUGCCCGACAAGCAAAAGCCACUUGAUUUUUUUUUCUUCUUUUUUUUCCCCCCCACACGCUUGUGCCCUUCUCCCUCCCAAAGCUCACUCCUCCUCACCCACCACCUUAAUAAGGAAGUGAGGGCCAUGAUCAAAUCGUUUCGCUCAGUGGAUUGGGUUGCUCGCCAAAUGUUGGACCUACCUUUGUCAGACUCGCCCCCGAUCGGACGACCCACGCGUGUUUUCUGUUACUCCAUCGUCCUAAAGGAUGCUGCCUGUCAGCGGUGGCACUAACCGGCCCGGCAGCACACGUGUGGCCUCGUCUGCCACUCGCUACCAGUUGCAUAUCUCUGGCUAUCUAACUUCUAAUAGCAGUCGGUUCAUGUUUUUUGGACUUUCAGAUCAUAUUCUCUGCUCACAACCUUGGACUGUGGCUUGCUUUUCUGCGGUCACUUUUUAAUUUAGCUUCUUUCUGUCUUUUUUUUUUUUUCUUUCAAUUCCUCAACCAUCAGUGUUAAAUUUUAGUUUAGCUGCCUGUAUUUGCAGCCACGAAAGCCAAGUUAAUUUACAUAAUUUCUCAGCUAUUUUUUUUUUUUUUUUUGUUCUGCUUAAUGGCAAAGUGUGUACACAGCUUCUCAGACGGCCCCUUUCUGACUGUGAUGCUCUCCCUCCUUUACCCUCGUCUUUUCCUGAAAGCAGCUGCUGUUUUUAUGUGGUCGUUUGAUGAUUCUGAUGAGUUGCAAUAAGUAUUUUUUGCACUUAGCUUUCACCUCUGACUCAAGCAAAUAAAUUAACUCUUCCAUAGUUUUCCACUCGUAGCCUCUCCAGCUCUAAGCCGGUCCGCUUGUGUUUAGGUGCUUGAUUUAAACAAAGAAAAACAAAAAAAACAAGUAGAGCACUUGAUUCCAGCGACUCUUCAAAGGUAUUCGACCACAUUUGAAAACGUUUUGUCUGCUAAUGUCGACUUGGUUUCCUUUUUGCUGUCAGACAUGUGAUUUAACUUAUUGGAAACUAAUUGGUGCUCUAAAAGGAAUGGGAAAUCUGGGAUGUUAUUUCAGCACAGCUGGCAGUGACGGCCACCGAACACGCUGCAGUGCACACAAGAUGCCAUUUCACUGGCUUAGAGUGUUGGACACUGCGUUAGUAUAAUCUGCUUCAUGUGAAAGGGAUGCGUGCAUUAUUAUGUGGACGAGUCUGAUUUUUCUCUGUUAAGACUAAUGCCCGUGAGGCUAGUUUCCUUAAAAUGAUAGAUAGCCUCCCUCCUACAGGAGUUUUUUGGAAGAGACACAGAUAUCGAUAUUUUGAUUUAGUUCUUUCUAUCUGUGGCACCCAUCAGAGCUGAUUUAUGCGAUUAACUUCCCUCACCGUCAUCUUUUCAGGCAAAAAAAGUGGGUUUUCUGCAGUUCUGUUACACUUUGGUCACAAUUUCAUUUGCUUUAUCAGUUGCCUUUUAUAUUUGUACACUUUUAGGCACCUCGGCGACACAAUAACCAGCUGAGAAUUGUUUAAACAAAUGAGCAGUUCUACAUCUGGAGCUUAAUGUGGCUCAAGUCAAACUUAAUGAGACAGGUGGAAAUGGGAACUUUGAUUUGGAAAAGCUUGGAUUUCAUCUGCUGGCAUAGUCUAUUUGUAAAAACGUUAGUCCCCAGAACUUAGAGAGCACUCCUAAGAUCCUGAUCGAUCACCUGCCUACGUUGUUCAGUCAGAGGAAUUCUUUUAAAAUGGUUCCUCUUUCCCAUGCUGCGCUCUCUGGUGUGUCUUACACUCCACUUUGGCAUUGGUGGCAGAUUUGAAAUUGAACUGGGUGUUUUAGCUAUUCAAAACAAAAUAAACCAUAGCUGUGACAUCUCUGUGCUCUGUUAUAACAUGACUAUUAAAGGGAUGGUAGGAAGCGUGUUCCGAUUGGAAAAACACAUUUUAAAUAGUUUUGUUUUUACGUUUUAAAGGCAAAGUUGGUAGCAGGAUGGAUUGUUCCGUUUGAAAGCUAAAUAUCGGAGGGGAGGUCGCCUCCACCAUUCACUGAGUAGCAUGGUUACAAUAGAGGAUAGAAGUGGCACUUACCGUUUUUCCUUUCUUCCCUGAGCCGGUCGCCAACAUCGUUCCUUAAGGCCGACUCGUGCCACAUGUCUCUGGAGCCAACAUUAUUAUCAGCUCUUUCUUAUUUGUUUGAAGAAAAAAAAAGGAUAAAUGGCUAAUCUAUAUACUUAACAUUUAAUUAUUGGUAUGAUAUGUGGUCCACAUUGUAAAAGAAAUAAAACAAUUGAGUUUGACUUGGACGGGUUAUGUUUCAUUAAAAAAAGAAAAGAGGAAAAUGGAAACUUCUGUUUUGGCUUUUAAUUGUUUUUUUUCCCAUCAUACCUUUAAUUUUUCA
Messenger RNA from Menidia menidia (Atlantic silverside), 3797 nucleotides. The record is from the annotation of a GenBank genome assembly. Lineage: Eukaryota; Metazoa; Chordata; Actinopteri; Atheriniformes; Atherinopsidae.